UUAGACUGCGAUCCCGGAAGUGACCUGUUCUCCGUGGACUGUAGAGAAUGAUGGCGGGGGAGACUUCUGUGGAGCUAUUAUUUUUAGAUACAUUUAAGCAUCAGAGUGCAGAGAUAACCAAUGUUGAUGUGGUGCGAUUUCCAUGUGGAGUCUUAAUAACAGAAGUGCGGGUCAUUCCUCCAGGAUUAAAAGCUCACAGCAGUUUACCUGAUAACAGAGCAUUUGGUGAGACCUCUCCUCAUGCAUUUCAGCUGGAGAUAUUCUUCAAUAACGUCACCAAGCCCAACUGCUCCACCUUCCACAGACUGGGCAGUCUUGAAUAUGAUGAAAACAAGUCUAUUGUUUUCCGACCAAGUGGAAAGGUGAACACGGAUGGCCUAGUUCUGCGUGGAUGGUACACAAGUCUGACAGUGGCUGUUUAUGGGACCGCAGAGCGUUCCCAUGGACACGAUCAAGGCUCACCCCCUCCACCACCUCCCCCUCCCCCUCAGCAGCAGAGUGGGCUCAAAAGAGCAAAGCAAGAAUGGGAAAAAGAUGAGCAUUACAAUGGGAGUCCCCCCAGACUGGGUCCCAGGGGGCCACGCACACCGCCUGGGCCUCCUCCACCAGAUGAUGACGAUGAUGAACAACUCCCAAUGACAAUGGGCAUUGUUAAAGUGGAGCCAUGCGAGGGUCGUGAUGACUACCUGGAGGCGGUCUCCCCUGAGCGGUCGCUGCCAGCAGAUGAGCCGUACUCUGAUGCUGAGGCAGAGGAGGAGGGUGAAGAGGACGAGGAAGAGGAGGACCCAGAUGAGGCACGCAGUGAUGGCAGUGCUCUGGAGGAUGAAGAGGAGGAUGAUGAGGGUGAGGACCAGGACUUAGAGGAAGAUAAUGAUGGCUACGAGCAGAUUUCCAGUGAUGAAGAUGACCUUGAUAAUGGCAGCUUCAAACUGCCGACAUUUGACAUGGAUUACACAGCCGAGGACCUGGCUUCAGUUCCACCUGUUCAAUAUGAUCCAUAUGAGCGAGAGCUCAGGCCAAUGCAGUACUUCAGUCCUCCAUAUAAAACACGCUUUGAAACUCAGCUGGAGAAGGCCAGUUUGGAGGAGCCCAUGGACCCUGGAGGCACAGAGGAGAGUGCUGGAGAAGAGGCUGAGGCUGUCGCUCAGCUCAGAGAGCUGCAGGCUUCUGUUGGAGCAGACAGAGAUGCCCGCUGGGUCACUGCACUGGAGGAGGCUCCAGGACUGCUGUUUAAAGGAUUAGCUUCUUUAAUUAAACAGUGUGAGGGGGAGGAUAAGGUGGAAGAACAAAUAUCCACAUUUGUCCAAUGGGCUCUCCUAGCUCUGAAUAUGGACAUUGCUCUGACACAACCCAUAGCUCUGAACCUCAGGCAGCUGAAAGCAGGGGCCAAACUGGCCUCAAACUUGGCAGAAUGCCCACAGGGCCUGGCUGCGCUGCUCCGAGACGGGGCCUUAAACGUGCUGCUGCAGCUUCUUCACACGGACCACGUCUCCUCAACACUGAAACUCAGCCUUCUUAAGGCACUGGACUCUCUGAUUAGCGCUCCUGCUGGUGUGGAGUCCUUCCUGCACUCAGAGAACGAAGAGAAGAGUGGAUACCAGCACUUGGUUCAUUUAUUUUUGCGUGAAGAAACAGUAAGAGUUAUAACAGCUGGAAACGCCAUUCUUCAGAAAAGUCAUGUUUAUGAGGUGCUGGCAGAUUUACAGCGAUCUGCAGACUCCCUCAGUGAGCGUGAGCCUGUUCAGGAGGACGUGGAGGGUGCUGAGAGCCCGAUGGAGGAGGACCCGCCCCUCAGCUCAUCUGCAGUAAGUGAGGCUGAGCUGGAUCGACUUGCUGGUCUUUUGGAGGAAUUGCAUCAUUUGUUGGAGACUGCUCCUCAUUGCAUGGUUCAACCACCCGGAAAAGCAUUCCCCACUACAGCCAGAAUAACAGGGCCACAGGAAAGAGAUGACCCCUACCCAACAUUGUACAGGUACAUGCACGCGUGUCACUUCUUGGAGAGCGUUACCUUGGUGCUGUCAGCCGCCGCCGCUGCUGGACACUUGGGCAUCAUACAAGGCAUCAAGGAGCUUCUGCGAUUCCUGUCUCUCACUCAGUCUGGCCUGUUGUUUCUUCUGUCUCAACCUACUCCAUCAAACCUCUUAUUACGACUUCUGGCUUCUGUAACUGAGGCGGAGAAUGAAGAGAUACUUUUUACAGGAGGAGAAAGUGCACUCAACGGCCCUGGGUUUGGCGAAGAAGGAUUUGGAGUGUGGUUAAUGCAGGCUCUACAUGCUCUCCAAAGUGUAUCAGAGCUCAUGAGUCAUGUGAACGCAGGGGGAGAGGGAGGAGUGGGACUAGAAGAAGGCGACAAUGCAGAGAUACUUGGUCUGCUAAACAGUCUCUAUGUGAUGACGUUCACUCAGACUGGACGCAGUGCUGUGGCUCAUGUCUUCAGCUUGGACAGUAAUAUCUCCUGUCUGGUCACUCUGCUCCAACACUACAGCAAGGAAGGCCAAGGAGACACCAAAGCUCGCAAAGCAGUCACCUACAACUAUGCGUGCAUGCUAGUCUUACUGGUGGUGCAGAACUCCAAUGAGCUCAGGAUGAUGGAACACUUUGGUGCCCCUUUGCUGACCAUUGCAAAGGCCGAUGAGACAAAUGCUAAGCUACAGGAACUUAGUAAAUGGUUGGAGCCUCUGGACAAGCUACGGUUUGAAAUGGGCAGUAUUCCCUCACUCAUAGAAUACAUUAAACAGAAUGUGGAGAAUGUGUUGACGGCUGAUGGGACUGGACUCGUCACUGCUCUGAGAAUUCUCGGACACCUCGCCUGUCCCUCACCUCCCACUGAAGGUCAACAGAAAGACCUUAAAUGGAGCCUUGCGGUGGUACAGCUGUUUUCAGGAGAGGGUCUAGAUACUUGCGUGCGUGUGCUACAGAAACUGUGCAGUGUUUUACUCCAGCCUUGGCGUCUCCAUGGACACAUGGGCCCCACCCCUCAGCGCUGCAUGAUCAUCAGCAUCUGUAUUACCACCCUGCGACUGCUAAGGACCAUGUUAACAGAGCUGUUGAGAGGAGGGGCUUUUCAGUUUAGAGACACUCGAGUUGCCAGUGUUUUGGUCACUCUUCAUAUGACUGUGUGCUCCAUUCCCGCGUCCGGCCGUCUGGAUGGAGAGGAGAUGAGAGUACAGGCACUGAUAGUGGAUAUACUGCUCACUUUCACACAAGGAGUCAAUGAAGAGGUGACUCACACUGAAGAAACACUGGCAAGUAACACAUGGUCGCUGAUGCUGAAAGAGGUGAUCAGCUCACUCCUCAAAGCUCCUGAAGGACUUUUCUCAGGUCUCACUUUACUGUCUGAGCUGCUUCCUCUGCCACUCCCAAUGCAGAGCACACAGGGCAUUUCAGUUCAGGAUGUAGCUGUGGCUCUAAACACCAGAAAGCUGUGGAGUAUGCAUCUGCGUGCCAAGUGGAAGGAGUUCUCUGAGGUGUUCACGUGUGUCAGUCCCACGACCUGCCCCCCGCUGGUUGCCAUGUUAAGGAGGGUGUGUGUGCAGAUGGCUGACCUCUCCUCGACCACAGCGACACUCAUCAUGAAAACUGUACUGGAGCAGCUACUGGAGGAACUACAGCCCGCUGAGGGCAAGUGUGUGUGUUGGGGUCAGGUGUCUCGUCUCCUCUCUCUGAUGGACGCUCUGGUGUCACAGAGGGCCUGUAAAAGUGCUGCGUUACAUCUUCUGUCUGGGUCUGUGUCCGGAGAUGAAACACUGGCUGAGCUGUUUCCCAUGCUCCUGUCGCUACUGGCGCCCCCUUCAGACCAAACCCUGCAACAACAGUGCAGUGAACUUGUGGGCACCAUUAUACAGUCACUGUGUGACCAGGAUAUUUCACUGGUGGUGUCUACUCCUGGUGAAGGCUGUGUGUCAGAAGUGGAGCAGUUGGCCAAUUCUCUUCCGGGUCGAGAGAUGAUUUCUUCAGUCUGUAACUCCUUGUUGGAGGUUUUGGGGAACUCUGAAAGCACCGUGUCACUCCUCCUCACCUGCAUCCGAACUCUGACAUUCCUCACUGAGCACGACUACGGUCUAUACCACCUCAAAAUCUCUUUGAAGAAACACAGUACAAGCUUGUACUCACUGCUGAAAAGACAGGCUUUUCCAUUCAACAAAGACUCUGCAGAUCUACUCUCUACUUUGCUUGACUUCCUCAGACAGAUCCUCAACACAGAAUCAAUGUGUGUUGAAGAGGCCCAGUCCCGUAGUGACGAGCCAGUCUUCACCCCCCCACGGCUGCUCACGGGGUCCGAAAUGAAAGCUCUUCUGCAGUGGGAGGACUCAGAAUCACAUCCACUGCCCACUUUAGAGAAAACGAUCACGAAACUAUGCAAAGAGGAUGAGUCACUGGAAACGAUGUUGGAGAAUGUGAUCGUUCUGAGGCAGACUCUUGAAUCGGCCUCAGACUCGGCUCCAGCUCUGGACUCAGAACCUCCGCUGCCUCCGCCCGAACCCCUCGCCGCACAGUUUAACCACAGGACUGUUUACAUACUGUCAGAAGCUCUGGAUGAACAGCUGAAGGCUCUCUGGUUUUCUCCUUUCCAAAAUGAGGACAUUGAGCCUGAUCUUGAUAUGGUGAAGGUGGACCUGAUGGGCUUGGCUCAGGAGUGUUGUCCUGAGCUCGAUCUGAAGUCUGAACUGGAGCGCUCCUUUUUGUCUGAGCCUUCGUCUCCAGGACAUGCCAAACCUCCCAAAGGAUUCAGACUGGGCAAGCACAAGCACGAGACGUUCAUCACAUCCAGUGGAAAAAUGGACUACACUGAGCCAGCUAAAAGAGCCCACAUAAUGGCAGCACCUCGGGGUCGCGGAGGUCGUGGUGGAUUCGGACAGAACCUCUCUCGUCCUCAUGAUAUUUUCCGCCAGCGUAAACAAAACACGUCGCGUCCCCCCAGUAUGCACGUGGAUGACUUUGUGGCUGCAGAGUUUAAAGACAUUGCUCCGGUCGGGCUGCUACCCCCAAAGAGACCCCCAAAAAGCACCCCCAAACCCCCCACCCGAGGACUGUUCACAGGAAACAGGGGCAGGGCAACGUUCAACAGCCAAACGCGAUUUUUCACUCCUCCACAACCAAAAGGAGUCCUGCUCUCCGGUAACUACACUCGCAGAGAGGGUGGGCGUGGUUCUUCGUGGAGCGCUCAAGUCCCGGCAGUCACACACAGAGGGACCUACAGCGAACCGCGAGGAGGUCAGAGCAACUUCACCAGGGGGCCGCUUCCUUCAAGACAACCUCCUGCUGGGGCGUAUCGUCUUGCUCCUCGGGACAGGGCUCCACGGGGCAGAGGGGGCACUGGGCUUUCAUGGUUGAGUGGAGGAGGGGGCAGCGCAGGAGGAGGAGGGGGAGGAAGGGGGUCCCAAGGUAGCAAGUUCAGUGGAGGAGGGAGCGGAGGAGGGAGGGGCCGGCAUGUCCGCUCCUUCACCAGGUAAAUGGACAUUAUCAUGCCUAAUAAGAAUACAGACUUUGUUUUUUGUUUUGUUUAACAUGAACUGUAAUCUGAGGUCUUAAUGAACAAUUACUCAGUACUGAGACAUUUUUAUUAUGUGGACAUUAGUGACUUUAACUGUUGUAAAAAUGUUAAGAAAAUAUUUAAUAA
Molecule: messenger RNA, 5620 nt
Organism: Periophthalmus magnuspinnatus
Lineage: Eukaryota; Metazoa; Chordata; Actinopteri; Gobiiformes; Gobiidae
Gene: virma
Product: vir like m6A methyltransferase associated
Exons: 27
Coding region: 48-5453 (1801 amino acids)
Cellular component (GO): RNA N6-methyladenosine methyltransferase complex
Molecular function (GO): RNA binding
Source: RefSeq, a predicted model, not a curated record